Letharia columbiana is the source of this 2730-nucleotide messenger RNA. RefSeq lists its product as uncharacterized. Bases 1 to 2730 code for a protein of 909 amino acids. The record is from RefSeq and is a predicted model, not a curated record. The transcript is spliced from 5 exons. Lineage: Eukaryota; Fungi; Ascomycota; Lecanoromycetes; Lecanorales; Parmeliaceae.
AUGGCAGCCAAUGUCCUUUCUCUCGGCGAAUCAUUCCAGUACCAAGGUUCCAUGGACAAGGGACCCUAUCCAUUGUUAGAAGAGAAUGGAUACUUUCUUAUGCCAGACGGUAAAAAGAUGCCUAAGGUCUCCACUAUGAAGCCCUGGCUGCUAAGUGCUUUUGCGAGAUCGCCGGAGUGGUUCAGUUCUAAUAUGAUGAUGUUCUCGCAGACGUUCCAAGACUGCGCCCUGACUACGGUCUUCAUCCCUCGUCUUUCACCAGUCGCCCACACAAUACCCCGAGCUAACCACAUACCGGGCCCAAAGAUGAUUCUGGACUUCCUGACCGAUUCUUACAAGCUUUACAAAGCCCAGACCGCGUCGGUCUUGUCCUGGUUGGUAGAAGAAGGAGCAAAACGUGACAUAAGACCGCCAAGAAAAGGAGGCGUGUCAUCAGCCUCGACACCAGCUGCUCCAUCUGUCUCCUACACGAUCGAUGUGAACGACAUCGUCCCGUUUGCGCGGCUAGUCGUGGGAGCAUCGCCAGAACCCAUCCCAGCCGAGAAGCUGGAAGACCUUCGUCAGGCAAUCGCGUCUCGGAGGCGAUUUUCUGAAUGGUACCAGGGCCAGCCUAUGAGCGAUCCAUCAAUAGAGCAAAGUAACAAAGGGCACAAGCACUUUAACAACGUUCUUGAUGGACUGCUAGACAUUCUAGCUCCAUCUCACUUGGAAGAGGAAGCGAGUGUUUCGAAUGAGCCACUCGGAAACUCCGAAGGCGGUCUGGACGCCACCCCAGCUAAACAAGACUCAUGCGAUAUCCUCGAGCUGGAGUCUUUGGCUCUUACGGAUCAAAGCGACAAUCUGGCUCCCUCACCGCAGAAAAAUUCUCGGAAAAAUUCUCGGAAAAACUCUCAGAAAAACUCUCAGAAGAACUCUCAGAAAAAAACAACGUACCAGUUUCAAGACUCAAAGGGUGAUAUACAUUUUGCAAUUUUCAAGAUGUUUGCGGACCUACACCAGGUUCGUAAACACAUCCAUGAGCGCUUGGAACGGUAUCGUACCCGCAGUCUAAGUCUAGUAUCGAUCUCGGCAGUCAUCAACUGUGCGAUUGGCAUGGUGCGAGGCAUUGAGAGAGAUUUCAUGGAAUCGGUGCCACAGUUUACGAGCUGGGAAAAGGUCAUGGACACGAUAGUCACUCCUACUCAAUUCGAAGAACUUUUUACGGGCUCCUUCGUGUAUUCCGAGACUGCUUACCUUCGCAGUGUGUACUGCCUACCCUUCGAAGAGCUUAGGCGCUUCCGCGAGUUCCUCGUCAGACGGACAACGACAAAAAUGUUAUCCGGUCACGUCCCGGUGUUGAAGGUGGAGGGUUCCGAAAUUGACAACCAAGACAAUUGGAGCGCCGACAAAAUCAUACUGAUUGAGUUCUUUACGGAGGUUUUCUCGUUCGGGGCUGCCAGUUCAAUGCCAUCAGAGGAUGAACUGACCCGUGGAAUUAUGGAAGUCUUCUUGGAUAAACCAGUUCAUUUGUGGGUAGCUUUCGGGUUGCAGGUCUUCCUCGAUACCCAGCGAAUACUUGGUGAAGAAGUCACGAGGCCGUUCCGAGAGUUCAAAGCGAGCUGUGAUACCUUGAAAGACAAUACUGAGUAUUUCAUCAAGUACUCUCAAGUCAUCAAAAAGAUGCACUUUGAUCAAGCAGAGCAAGAUAAAAAACGCAAAAACAGCGCUCUGCUCAACUCAUGGAUCAUUAACGACAUCUUUAUGCAGCAACGAAAACGUCAUCCUGAGUUAGGCCCUGGGAGACCAUUCUUCUUCCUGUUGCAUAACCCAGUGGUAUGCGGGCUAAUGCAGUGUGCGGCCCUCCUGCAAUCACAAGCUGGAGGUAUCAAAAAAAUGAACAAGUCGCUAUACGCUGUCUCUGCAGCGCACUUGUACAAUGCUGCGAGGAACGAAGGCGACCUUGCGACUCGUUGGUCCGACAUGGAGAACUUGAUUGAUCUCUAUGGCCGCGGCGAUAUCUUUCUCGGAGCACCACCAAAGACAGUUUCCGCCUACCGCCAUCACUAUCGGAUGGCCAGAGGAAGCUCAGCUACGAACUUUGCCCGGGACCACAAGGGAGGUUAUAAGCAUUCCGUCCAGAAUGCGCGUUUCUUGAAGGUUCCAGAGCUCAUGGAGACCUUUGAGAAGUUCCUGUGUCAGACAGAUGCUACGAGGACAGACCUAAACGUUGAUCUCAUGGAGAAAUUCCUUCAUCAGACAGCCCAUUCACAAGGCGUGCAGAAGGAUGGAUCCUCUCAUAAGCUCAACCCUGUACAGCUGCUCACCCUUUUGGAACAAUGUAUGGAGAAAGAAGAGGCUAAGCUAGUAUUCAACUACUGGACCUUACACCACUCGUGCUGGUUGCUGCUAUUCGAGAUCUAUAGGGAGCUGAAGGACGAGUUCACAGCAUGGUUGCCUCCCGAAUCACGUGGAGGCAAUCCGAACCUUCUGCUGUUUGGCCUACCGCCAUACAUAUUCGACACCCUUGGCAAGGAAAGUGGCAAGAAACGCGCUGGGAAGGAGAACAUACUCUCCAGAGUCGGACGCGUCAUGGAUAAAUUCAUAUCCCAAAAAGCUCAGAAUCAGAGCCUGACGACGGUCGGUGUGGUCAAUGACGAAGGACUAGAGACCGAGACUGAGCAUGGCACGCAAAAUGGCGAAUGCAUUCAUUGGGGAAAGUGUGACAGACCGAAAGGAGAUGUUCAAGACUGA